UCUGAUCAGUUUACAAGCAGACGUUCUACGUUACGGAAGCAAAGAACCUAUUCGUUUACAUUGGCGGGGACUGCUUAAAGUAAGCCUAACAGUAUGGUGCUGAAGUGUGGAACCCUGCUAUUGGCGCUUCUUUCGAUUUGUCAUUUACAAGCAACGUUGGCUGAAAACAAGUUCCACUUCUCGGCGUACAAGAAAAAUUGGUUCCAAGCAAAUGAAUAUUGUCACCGGCUGGGCAUGCGUUUGGCCGUCAUCGAUUCGCAAGCCAAGCAUCAGAUGCUCGUCAGCGAAGCUAAAACCACUCAAGCCCACCCACAGGCCUACUUCGGCGGUUGGCUUGGAGCCAGCGACCUGGGCCUGGAUGGAACAUUUAUUUGGCACGGAACGGGCGAUCGGAUGGUUUUCAGCAAAUGGAAAAUCGGUGAGCCAAGUGGCCUCGAUGAACACUGCGUGGUGUUGCACUACUGGCAAGAUUUGGAAUUCUAUUGGACUUGGAACGAUGGACACUGCACCACGGAGCUGACUGCUAUUUGCGAGAGGAUAGAACCGGUUUCGUGUAUAGAACAAUUCAAGUAGAAGCGAUUAGAUGGGUAUUCCCAGUGAUGUUUGUAAAUUUUAAUAGCUUUAGAUUCCUCCAAUGCCGACAAUUGAUAAUUUGUUUCAUUAUGUGUUGUUUUUAACUAAAUAAAAG
Armigeres subalbatus is the source of this 688-nucleotide messenger RNA. Its product is annotated as low affinity immunoglobulin epsilon Fc receptor-like. Bases 94 to 573 code for a protein of 159 amino acids. The record is from RefSeq and is a predicted model, not a curated record. Lineage: Eukaryota; Metazoa; Arthropoda; Insecta; Diptera; Culicidae. Gene Ontology annotation, biological process: biological process involved in interspecies interaction between organisms. The transcript is spliced from 2 exons. Gene Ontology annotation, cellular component: external side of plasma membrane. Gene Ontology annotation, molecular function: carbohydrate binding.